Molecule: messenger RNA, 2142 nt
Organism: Cimex lectularius (bed bug)
Lineage: Eukaryota; Metazoa; Arthropoda; Insecta; Hemiptera; Cimicidae
Product: dual specificity protein phosphatase 10
Exons: 4
Coding region: 238-1380 (380 amino acids)
Biological process (GO): protein dephosphorylation; negative regulation of MAPK cascade
Cellular component (GO): cytosol; cytoplasm
Molecular function (GO): MAP kinase tyrosine/serine/threonine phosphatase activity; protein tyrosine/threonine phosphatase activity
Source: RefSeq, a predicted model, not a curated record
CACUUCGCCCGGAGUCAGUCUAGUCUAACGUAGCGCGCUAAAUAACGGAGUGUGUGAUGUGCAGUGGGUGAUUUAUUUAAAAAAAAUACAAUUUACAACGAAUUUUUAACCCUUUGGCCGAGACGAGUUUAACACCCCCUGACAUGGAUUACACGGAGGAUUUCGGCUGUUGACAUUUAUUUAAACCAAAAAAGAAACCGCACAAAGGGCCAUCUCCCCUUGCAAAAAGGUUGUGGAAUGAACGGCACUGCUGCAAGAUGGUGGACGGGGGGUGCAAGCCGCGAGGGACUCCAUUUGGCUUUGAACCGAAGCCUUUCUGAACCUGGUCCUCCGAAGAGGUGUAAACUGGAAACAGCCAGCUUACCCGCCAGCCCGUGUAUAGAAAGCAAGACCCUGCAGCGGUCGUGGGUGCUCAGCACCCUUGGACGCAUAACCCCCGACGUCCUCGCGGAUCGGAUGUCCAAUUCCAUGACUCCCAUUCUGAUCGUCGACGUCCGGCCGUUCAUCGCCUACAACGUAUCGCACAUACGAGGAUCCGUUAAUGUGAGUUGUUCGGACCGCAUUUCGCGAAGAAGGCUGGAACAGGGCAAAGCAACCCUGGCCGACCUCGCGUCCACCGUUAUCGGCAAGGAGAAAAUGAGGCAGAGAAUCCACAAGGAGGUCAUCGUUUACGACGAGAGCACCUCCGAAGUCGACAGAAUUGCCAAUAACCAUCCGCUGUUCCUCGUAAUCACGAGUCUUGUCCAAGACCAACGGUUUCCAGUCCUCUUACUCGGUGGACACAAGGAAUUCGUGAAGCGGCACAGGGAGCAUUGCGACAGUCCUGUUGCGACGACCCCCCUCAUCCAGGAACCGCAGAAUCCAGAUAUCGAGAGCCACCCUCCUUCUAGGGUCCUUCCUUUCCUCUACGUCGGCAACGCGAGGGACGCCCGUGACAUCCAGCUCAUGAAGGACCUCGGCGUUACCAAAGUCCUCAACGUUACCCAGGCUGGGGUCCCGUCGCAAGAAGCGUCUGGAAUCGCUUACAGACAGUUACCAGCCUCGGAUUCCACACAGCAGAACAUCAAACAAUAUUUCGAGGAAGCUUUCUCUUUUAUAGAGGAUGCGAGAAAAAGCAAUGGUUCAGUCCUUGUACAUUGCCAAGCCGGUGUGAGUCGAUCGCCUACAAUAGCCAUUGCGUACAUCAUGAAGCACCGAGGGGUAUCGAUGGUCGAGGCGUACAAGUUGGUCAAAACGGCCAGAUCAAUAAUUUCGCCCAACUUAAACUUCAUGGGCCAACUUCUCGAGUUGGAGCAGUGCCUUAGGUCAGAGGUGAAACCCUGCUGGUCUCAAGCAGCGACUCAGACGCCAGAAGAAGUCACAUCUUCCUGUAGUGUUUAACGCCACACAAUUUUUUUUCUUUUGUUUUAUUCCAGUUUAUUUUCAAGUUUAAUCUAGUCUUUUAAUUUAUUUCUUUUACUAUAUUUUUUUUAGUGUAUUAUAUUGCAAAUUCAGUUUACUUGCAUAAAAGGCUGUGCUGUAAUACCAGAAGUUUUUUUACCAUUUAAUUUUUGAGAUUUUUUACUUCUUUAAUUUUUUGUGUGUAUAUAGAGGACAUUGGAAUAUUGCCAUGAUACUUGUUAGAAAAUACUAUUGUUUUCCUUUUAAUACAUGUACAUUUUACUUUUUUUAAUGUACUGUCCCUAUUAAUUUCUAUUCAGUUGAUAUUUUUGUUCCUUUGUGGGUUUUGGUCUAAAUGGCAAUAUAAGAAGAAGAAAAAAACGUGUAAAUGAUGUAAUUUUUUGUAGAAUUUACUUAAUUAUUAAGUUCAUAUUAAAACCAAAAUGUUUUUGGAUUGUGAAUACUUAUUUUUCAAAUGUUAAUUUAUUUAUACUCUCAAAGGGAGAACAGAAAAAGAAAUAUAAGAAAGAAUAUUUUUUAUUGUAUUGUGUUGAGAAAUGAAAAACCAAGUGCCUUGAAAUAAUUAUAUCAAGUAUAAAAACAAAAAAAGGCUAUAUAUCGAUAUAAAACAGACAUAUGUGUAUAAGUACACACAUAUAUGUUGUAAUAUGUGUAUAUAUAUUUUUGAAUUAAUGUAGAAUUGUCAAGUUCUCCUUUAUUUAGUAUUGGUAUUUUAAAAUAUUAGUACCCAACAAAGUUGAA